AGAGUUGACAGAAGUCACACUGACAGGCAGAGAGAGUCGACUUUGUGAGCUAAUGGAGGUGUGUGAACCGCUCAAAUACAGGUAAGUUUCUUCAUAUACAAAGAUAUUAGCUGUGUUAAGAGUUCUCAGACAGUUUUACGUCUGCUUUUCGGUCGACUGUCAUUAAACUUGCGAAAGAGUUUAAAUGGAUGAAAGUACUGACAGUCAGCCUACCGUAGAAAUACAUGUACCUGUCGCUUUGAUUUAUUUUACUGAAAACAAAUCACUGUAACCAGAUUUAACCUGCAAUUUACUUGUAAUGCAGACAAGAUUCAGUCAAGUUAAUUUUAAGACUUGAAUAUGGUGUCUAUUUGUGCCCUAUAAUUUCUGAAUGGACUCUCUGAGCUUAAAUCAGGCUAUAAAAAGGUCCUGCUGACACGGGAAGUCAAGGAUGAAGGUUGGUUUAUUUUUUCCCUCCUGAGAUAAUAAGGGAGGUUUGAUUCCAGUGCCUGAUCUGAUUGAAGCUCAGUCUCUCUGUUGUUGUGUCUGUAUGGAGUCUAAGAGCACAGCUGUAUUUCCCCUCAGCUUCCGUGUUUUAGAUCUGAGCUUCCUGAUACCUCUCUAUGGUGAUGCUUGGUGGCCCCCAGUCUCUCAGUGUGUCCCUUCAUAUCUGGAAAUGCGGUUCAUCAGACAUGCAAAUAAUACUUUCUUUAAAGGACACUGUACUUGGAAAUGAGGCACACAUUCAUGUUAAUCUCUUUAUCUUACAAGUAGUGCCAUUGAAACCAUACACUGUAUACAACCUCUUUCCAGAAACCCUAUCUCUGACCAAGAUCUCAAUCAGUUGUUUACAGUGAUGUCAACUUUUUGGCUGGAGUUACUCAGAAACACAGUGACACAGUGUUUUUAAAAUAGUCUAUUAGCUAAAUGCUUUUUCAUCCAGACUUGAACGCAGUUUUAGAGGUAAUUAGUUGGAGGGGGACUAACAAUAAUAACAUUUACAAUUAGAUGUUGUGAUCAUCAUGUCAGAAUCUAAACAACUGUCAGCAGCCUGUGCGAUUUCCUGGAUGAUAAAAACAGCUUGUUUUUCAGAGUUUUUGGGGUAAUUGAUGACUGGAGGGGGAUAACGAUAAAAAAACUGUGUUGGAGAAAGACAACAUCACAACAUUAAUAGAAAUGAAAAGACCCUGUUUGUUACAAUUAUAGAUAUACUUCAACAUCAAACACAUACAACACACACACUGCACAAAAUCAAGUCACUGUACUGUCUUUACCUUAUUUUUGGUCGUUACAACAUGAAGCAAAGUCAAUACUCGGUUUGAAUUAAACAUUUGGAUAAAUGUUUAUUUCCUUUUUUCGCUCUCUUUCUUUUGCCUCAAGUUUCUUAUUACAAACAUUUCGACCAUCUGAUCAUGAAUGAAACAAGAGAGUUUGGGGGGUAGUGUUGCGUCGUUUAAAAGAACCAAAUCUUUUAAGUGAACGUACUGAGCUGAAUCACUUCCUCAAGUGAUUCGUUCGUUUCUCACUUCAGUUGAGCUGUCAGCAGGGCAGAUGGUAAAGCACGCAGCAUUGCCAGGUGAGCAGCCGGUGAGCGAGGGACUGCAUGCACCAACACCUGAAUCACUUGGUGAACGAAUCACGCAUUGAACUACAUUUUCUGGAAUGAUUUUUGUCGGACAACACUACAUUUUUUUUUUACUGCUGAAUUGCCACCACAACAACUUGCAUACAUUGGGACACAGCAUGUAACAAGUAGUAGAUAAAACCUGCAGCAUCCUAUCAUUACAGCGGUUUGCGAAGGAACGGUGCAUGUUCAGUGUGAAUUUCUCUUAACGUUCAGUGAAUGAAUCACUCAUUGAGUCCAAUUUACCGAGCAGACCUGAUAAAUAGCAUACGUAGGACAGUACACUUAAAACAUCAUGACUUAUAAACAAGUUAAUUUUUACAAAUCUGUUUGCCAAAGUAACACAGACAAACACUCUCGUCUCCCGGUCCCAGAAGCUAUGAACUGAACUGAAUCCCGAAUUGUUCAGCUGUGUAUCAGUUUAGCAGGUCGGAGUCACAGGCAACUCCCACCAACCACUGAAUGAUUCGGUGAUUCAAUGAAUGAAUCUUUUGAACAAAACUUUUUAGUGAUUCUAGUGAUUCAGUACAUCUAAAAGAACUGCCGUGCCCAUCACUACUGGGGGGUUUUCAAAUGAUGUCAAAUUUAAAAAGAUGCAGCUGCUGCCAGUGAAGCAAACACACAUAAUAGUUCAUCUCACUUUAUUUCCUUGUUUACAGUUGCAACAGAAGGUAUUCAGGACAAUCUGGUUUACCAGAUUACACUCCCUGAUGCUCCAUCAAAACAAUAUGAAUUGACCUAUAUGUGGCAAGGAGGGACUGGAGGUGCAACUGAUGCCAUGAGGGAUAACAUCAUGAGACUGUGAACGUUGUAUACAAAAGCCUUACAGUCAUCUGUAAGAUGUUUGGACAAAUGUUUAGAGAAGUAUCUUAGCUGCAUCUAACACUGGAUUAGUCCUUUCUCUUAUUGUUCACGUGUAAAUCCAAUUAAAUCCAAUCCAUCAAAACAAACAGACUCCAAGCUUAGUCUUUGUGUUUAGAUGGUUUCAACCUCGAGGGAUCAUGAAGUCGUUUUUCCUGCUUCAAGAGAAAAGAAGGAGUCUUUUCAUCCCCUUUGUAGUCGUUUGACCCUGUGGUGUUUUUUACAGACAGUGUAAUAUACGUUAGUCAGGUCAGAAAAGACGCCGCCAUGCCCUCAAGCUGUGAUGACAAAAGACUUAUUGACCUCUCUAAAGCUUUGAUCGCUUCAGCUCGGUCAGCUGAUCUCACUCAGUUAAGCUAUCAUUCAGUCACUUGACACGGUGCCUAAAAACAAAAUGUAAAAAAGUCAAACGUAAUAAUGAGGGGGGGUCGUGGAAAAAAGGCACAGUGCACUGCUUUGAAUGCAGUCUGAAUCUGUCAGUGUAGAUGCAAUGGAUCACAGCUGGCCUGUUGUACAGACAACCCUGGAAUCCCACCUUUGCAUGUUCUGACUGUGUAAGUGAAGGGAAGCAAGGAACAGACUAUUCCAUAUUAGUUCUCGCUUCCUCUUGGUCGCCGGUCAGACAAAGCAUCACUCCUCUUAGUUGCAGUAAGAGCAAGAAUAACAAUGCCCUAUGAUAAUAAAAGUCCCGUUAAGUGAGCAGAGCAGGUAUACAAAAGCAUUUAGACACAGCAAUUUGAGGACAGGAGCACUGCACUUGACCCACAGUGCACACAGCUGGCUGGCUGACACAUAAGCACAUAAAAGCAAAGUUGGUUCCUGAUUUAAGUCAAGUGCUCUCUUUGUUUUGUUUCGCGUAAUUUUCCAAAUAGUUAGUCGUAAAAGUAAUCUUGAAAUAGCCCUUUAUCUUUGCUGGAGGGGGCUUUUGUGAAAUAGUGUUAGUGGAGAGCCUUUUAUUCAGAUACACAGUGACACAUUGUGACCCUUUUUGCCAUAAAAUGCAGUUAGAUGAAAAGUUAGAUAUACUUUACAAACAACUGUCUUCUUCUUUUGGUCUAUAUUUGAUCCGUAAACCAAACUGACCCCUGAGAUGAUCAGUUCCUCCCUAUAGGCGAUUCAUUUUAAACACUAAUAACCUGCGUUUUGGGAAUUUGUCAAACUGAUGGAAACAGUCAGCUGUCAAACUAUGAAACUGCUACUAUUCCAAUAAGGUAGUUAAAUUGUUUUCAGCCAAAAACAAAUAGUAUAGUCAGGUUUAGAGGUUGCUACUUUUGCAGAUCUUUGUACAUGGUUAAUUCAAUAUGUUAGGGUUGAAUGGAUGUAAGUGAAUACGAUAUGUAGGGCUGGGCGAUAUGGCCUCAAAUCAGUAUCACGAUAUAUUGAGCAGUUCACCUCGAUAACGAUAAAUGGAUAAUAACUACUCCACAAGCUGCUCACCCCCUCCCACAUUAACUUCGUCUACUUCAGCCGCUACAACUUUUGAACCGUCCUCCAUCUCCUCACCUGUCUUUCCCUCUUUGUUACGAACUGGAUGGGGUGGGGUCAUGUCUCUGACAUAGGACAGCGUCUUAAAACGACAUGAGACCAUAGCUGCAGACCAUAUUUUGACACCGAAUAUUACUGAAAUGGGCAAAAUGAAGUUGUUAUUGUCGUAAAUUUCUGUUAUCGGUAAAUAUUCGGUUGAUCACCCAGCCCUACGUUAUGGUAUAUUAUGAUUCAAUCGAUCAAUAUAAUAUGAUUUGGUACAAAAUGAUAAGUUAUGACAUGAUGUUGUCACUCACAAUUAUGAUACUGGGACAUGAUAAUGAUUACAUGAUGCAGGGAUUCUUUGAUAACUGAUAAACAUCACAAUAUUUGAUGAAAGAAUAUAAUUAACCUCUAGAGGUAAAAGCGAUAGAUUGAUGUCUCUAACACCACUACUGUUGUAUCUGUCUCUUGCCCCACCUCUAUUUUGCACUCAAGCAAAGCAUGAGGCUUUAUGAUGUAAAUAUUCUGCGGUUUAAUCAGCUAAAAAGAUUAACACUCUUUGGCAUCUCACUGCUUAAGAUUUCCAGGUGUAGCCCUGGGGUGAUGGGAAAUUCUAAGCCAACACGACUGUUGGCCUUUCCAAAAUCUUGACCUAACAUUUUAAGAGAUCCUCGCCCACAGUCAUCACGAAACACUCUUAAAUCCACUCACCACAACUGUUAAAAUGCAGACCGCCACAGCUGUCUUUAGCUCGUGGUACCGCCCUCGUGUUUGCCCUGAGAGGGAUAGGAAAACAGAUAGCAACACUUCUUGGCACAUUCGUGUGCCCGUGGGCUCCUUGGAAAGCAGUCUCUACUGGGGUAAAGUGUUUUAUGACAGUUGUGUAACGUAAAUCUAUUAGUGUCAAUGAGCAUGUCUAUGUGACGCACUUUGUGUGUCCCGUGCUUGUAGCAGUUGGAUCACUUUACAGUAAAUGACCUACUUUGACCUCUUGUGAUCCGUUAAUUAUACCCAUGGUGUUUUUAUGAAGUCUACUGCUCAGGGAGACUGAACAUCCUUAUAAUUUUAAGUUUGUCUGGUGACAGUGUUUGUUUUUUCUCCACAGACCUAGCUGCAGAAAGUCUCAAAUGUCGCAAAUGUCAUGCCUGAAUUGUCUCAGAAUAUGAUCAUUGUUGAGGGAGGUAGGAUAGGUUUAAUUGAACAGGUGAAUGGAAAAAGCAGGGAAACCCCAAAGCAGACAUUUUCUUGAAGACUCCAAAAUCAGGCAACUGGACUGUGUAGAGUUGAGAAGACAUUUUGCCUCUUAUCCAAGAAGCUUGUUUAGUUCUAAAUGUCUUCUUGGAUAAGAGGCGAAACGUCUUCUCAACUCUACACAGUCCAGUUGCCUGAUUUUGGAGUCUUCAAGAUAACCAUGACCUGGAUGAAUGAGAAUCUACAAGGACACAUUGGAUCCCAAAGCAGACAGUCAUAUUAGCUGUUUGCAAACCACAAGGCAGUUUCUUGUAAAGGGGAUCUGUAGAUCCGUGUCUAAAAUGGCAAUUAAAAUACUUGCGAAACUCUGGGGUUGUAAAGUCCUAGUCGACUGGUCGACUUGUUGGUCGAUACGUGCUGAGUCAACUGAAAUUCUGAUUAGUCGACUCAGUUUUUUUCCACGUCAAUUUACAGUCUAUGAUUAAUUUCAUCAGAAGGAACGUACCAAGUGCUAAUGGGGGUGUUUUCAGAGCACCCCUUUAUUUACAGGUAACAGCUUGUCUCAGAACACCCCCCUUGUUUUCACCAUUUUGGAUUCGCCCAAUCAACUGGAGACUGGCUGGAGAUAAGAAGAUCGAAGAGCAUCCACUUCAAUCAAUGUUCGGUGGUUUGCUGAAUAUAAUAUUAGCCAAGCCAGGCUCCAGUAAGCCGCGUCCCCCGCCACAGAAUGGUUUGCCUAAGAUUUCUCCAAUGAAAUCCAGGGGCAUCAAGGGGAGGACUGUGUGCAACAUGCUCACUUGCGCUUCCUACCUACUUGGCUACCGUGAUAACUAUUGUUCUAGUCUACCCGCAACAUUUUUUUUCUUAUUCGUGAAACGCUUAAACUGGGGACAUCUCUGGGGAGAGUCUUAACUGAGGACAGGUCAUCCAAAACUGGGACCGUCCCCAGAAAUCGGGGACAUCUGGUCACCUUAGAUUUGCCGUCAGAGUCGGAACUCUCAUCCCUGAUUAGUCAAGUUUUGUUUGAAAAUUUCAGGGUUUUAGUCGACCAAGAAUUUCUUUGGUUGAUAACAGCCCUAAAACUCACAACGUCUUUCCUAAAUUGUCCAGACAGACCAACCCUGAGAUUAAAAAGUCAAAGUCUUAACAGCAGCACCAAACUAUGUCUGCAUCUAUUUCCAUAAAUGGAUUACUGUCCAUCAAGAGUUUUAUUAAAAAGAAAUUAAUCACUCUCAGAUUUCCACCCUCUGUUUUCUGUCGAAGACCACAGAUAUCUACAAUAACAACAUGCUCUUUUGAAGUAUUCCAGGCAUGAGUAAUGGAUCUAAUUAUUAUCUCAAACACUUCUGUAAUGAUCAGCUAUUCCAGUGACCAUAGCUAACAGGAUAUACCAGUGCAUUAUGACACUCAGUAGACCUCAUAUUUAAGUGGUAUUUGUCAAUAACAAGUGUGUUAACCACUCAACGCUUUGGCUUCAGGUGAAGUAACACAUCCACAGAUCGUGUGAAAACUAACAGGUUUUUUCUGAAGUAGUGAAGCACUAAGAAACUUCAAACAGAGCGUAGACUUAUCCUGACAUAAAUGCUUCGGUUUGGACAGGUUUUCUGUCAGCAGCGAUUUACAGUCUAGUGCCUCCCUGGUUCCCCAGCUGCUUUCUCAACUCAGGGAUUGAGCUGACCGGCAUCCCCUGAGGGUAAUUACUAACAAUCAAGAAGUACUCGUGCAACUGAGGAUUCAACAAGUGGAGAUUUAAAAACAAUGUUUUCUGAUUCACUGGAUUUGAUGAGACCCUCUCUCUUUCUUUCUCUUUCACACAAACCAUCUUGGGAAAACCCUUUUCAUCUCUACCUCUUCCUAUCUGCUUUCCUCUCGCCUGAUGGAUUUAGCACAUUAACCCCAGCUGCGUAAAUCUCCCCUCUGUCAGGUCCAUUCUGACCUGGAUACAGUUGGAUGAUUGAAACACACCGACCUCUCUAAUCAUCUUUGUCUUUUUGAGGUUAUAUCUGCGUGAUUGUCAGAGUUUUCGAGCGCUAUUUUGGAUGUUGUUGCAGGCCUGUGGGAGGAAACAAUCCGUGGUCAGUUGGGUCAGGCAGGUUUACUGACACACUUACACACAUACGCACAUUUAACCGGUCCAAGAGGACUUCCUUGUAUUGUCCAGCAUGUUGAUACAGGAAAUCACCUUGAUUGAUAUCCCCCAUGGCUCUCCCUGGAUUAACUGUUCACUGUUUCAGGGGCUUCUUCCAAAUACAUUUGUGUUUGUUUGUUUCUGCUUGUGUUUGCUUUCCACCGUUCAGUUUUGAUGAUGCCUCAAAAUCUUAAAAUAUUGCCUGUUAAAUAAAGAGCAAGUUGAGAAGCUGUUGCUCCUCUUUAGAUGCAACAUUAAUAGACCAGGACAGUGACCAUUCAGCUUCCCUCUCCACAUUUUCAUGCUGCCAAAUCGACCAUCUUUAGAGGAAGUGAAAGAGCUAUCACUCUGCAUUGUGUCAGGGUAUUUUGUGUUAAAUGCAUGUGCAUAUUUUAUACUAGAUAACAAACUCUGCAGAAGCUUGCUUCUCUUCCACUGUCCAUCAAAGUCUGCAUGCAGACGAUGAGACCCAUCUGUGCAAAUAGACCCCAUGCAAUCCGAGGUUGGGGAUUUCCAAUUUAAGCAAGCCCACACACAUGUACAAACCACACACACACGUACACAAGCCCACCCGCACUACAGCACCUUAGCGCCACCUCUUUCAUGUUCUAUGAACGUACUUCCACACAUCGCCAUCGGGUCCUUCCUGUUUUCUGAGACGUCUGCAGUGUGCCUGAGCGGAAACCAAAGCUCCUGUUUUCUGUUUUGCCACAUUGUUUAAAGCCUCAGCUGCCCGCUGUAGCGUGUGCUGAUGUGAAAUUUACCCCUUACUCAGAUUAGGAACUAAUUCAGCGAAGUCCACAGUCCAAGGAGGAAGUUUGUCUCACUGGCUUGUGGACUUGGCAGCAUUUAAGCUUGAGCCCCACAAGGACUUUUCUAGGUCGUGUGACGUGUUCAAUUGGCGUUCAGUUGGCUGAGAAACUGUGUGCUGAUGCUUGGCUAAAAUAUGAAAUGUGUAAAUGUGUAAGAUUGUAAUACUGGCCUCGAUUGUAGCAUUUGGAGCUGUGGUAUCACAUUUUAGGUAACAUGCAGUAUUUGCAACUCUGAAACCACACAAUUGGACACUGCAAUAGAUGCAGUUGAGGAAUAUUUUUGCAAUGAUUUUCAGUGCAUCUGCAGCUUUUAACAAAUUGUGUUUUUAGAGUUUACCACAUCUAUAUCAGCCCUUUUGAUGAAAGAAAGAAAUCUAAUUGAAUGCAUUUGUUCUCGAAGAAUUUAGGAUCUUGUCUUUGAACAACUUCAGUUGUCUGGUGUUUUUUGUUUUGCAAGGAAAACCACUUUUGCAGACUUUCUGCAGACUGUGGUAUUUCCAAACUAGUGAUUUGGAAAGUUUAUGAAUGAUGCGGUGAAGCUAUUUUUAACUUUUUUUGUGAGUCUUUUUCUUUGUCUGUCUUUUUGUUGCAUCCGUGUCUAAAUAUAGGGUGUUGUCUGCCCACUCAUUCUGACAGAGGGGAAGUGUGGCACACGUCUUUGCGCCUACAUUGCAGUGAGAGUUUGUGCAAUUGAGUUGGGUGCAUAAGAUUGCUUUUUUGCAUGCGUGUGUUAAUAAACUAUGGCUUUCUGGAAACGGCAUGUUUGUGUGUUUCUAGGAUGAAAAAAAAAACAAAGAUAGGGGAAAUGAAUCAUCAUUAUAGUAGGGCUGUAAAGUCCUAGUCGAUUGGUCGACUUAUUGGUCGAUACGUGCUGAGUCGACUGAAAUUCUGAUUAGUCGACUUGAUUUUUUUCCACGUCAAUUUACAGUCUAUGGUUCAUUUCAUCAGGAGGAACAUACCAAGUACGAAUGGGGGUAUUUUCAAAGCUACCCCGUUUCACAGGUAACAGCCUGUCUUAGAACACCCCCCUUGUUUUCAUUAUUUUGAAUUUGGGCAACCAACUGGAGAUCGGCUUGAGACAGGAAGAUUGAACACCGUCCAUGUUAAUCGACGUCCAGUGGGCGAAAUUUUUUUUUUUUGUAGAAUGGUAGGGAAAAGUCCCACCUCCUUCGCCUCUGAUUGGCUAGAAAAGCUGGAAACAUCAUCACACGCUCGAGCCAAACGCAGGAUAUUGGCUCUGUACAUCAAACAGAACAUUAUCGCACAUCUGAAUCUCCUAACCCUAACCCGACAGACAGGGUAGUAACCUAGAAGCAAUAACCAAUCGGAGCCCAGCACUUUUAGCCAAUCAGAGGCGAAGGAGGGCGGGACCUCCCCCUACCAUCCUACAAAGAAAAAAAAUAAUUCGCGGGGGAUACGCUGUUUGAGCCGAGCGUCAUCACAGCGACUCUUGGCGACUCUCCUGCCGAAUUUGCACGAUGCUACUGCGCAAGUGGUGGGGUGCGUACAGAGCUACUGCGCAAUGUUGGUUUCAGGAAAUGGAGAGAAAAUGUGGAAUUAACGAGAGCUUUUCGGCUUCAAAUCUGUGUACUGGUGGAAGGUGGAACCAAGUUGUCCAAAGUAUAUAAAGGCUAUGUUCACAGAUAACAGCCUCUCUCAGAACACCCCCCGUGUUUUCACCAUUUUGGAUUCGCCCAACCAACUCGAGAUCAGCUGGAGACUGGAAAACUGAACAGCAUCCAUGUUAAUCAAAGUCUGGUAGUUUGCUGAAUAUGAUAUUUGUUAUUAAUUGCCUUCUUGUAUUGAUACUUUUUUUUUUUUCACCCCGCCGAUUAGUCGAUUUUUGGUCGAAAUUUCAGGGUUUUAGUCUAAUAAUAUCUUUGGUUUAUUACAGCCCCACAUUAUAGACAUGUGAUAUGUAACAGAUGCUAGACUGAAGUUGUAAACAGAGAGAUGGAGGACAGAGAGAGGGGAUGGAGGAUAGGGCACACUAGAGGCAACCGGAAGUCUGUGGUUAGACAGGCAACAUUCAGUUGCUGACUGUGAGGUAGUGCCGUUAACACAUAGUUUUUCAAAGAACUGCUUUUCUUAGAGGGAUCAGGGCUAAAUCACAUUUCACUAAUGCGUUCCAUUGAGCACAUACCUUGUGGAUUGACUGCUGCACACUGUGAGAGUGUUUGCCUUUUAGGGAGAGAAAGAGGAAGAAAGAGAAAAGGGGUUAAAAGUUAGAAAAAUGAACAUGAGACGAGGAGUUUGGAAAUAGUGAGUAGACCUGUCGUGAGUCAGACUCCAGAAAUAGAGAGAAAUCUACCCAAAUUAAGACCUGAGCAAAACAAACAUGACUCAAACGUGUCGAACACCUCCACCUCCAACACCUCCAAAGAAAUGCACUAUCUUUGACCCUCUUUCUUUCUUUCACCCACGUCCAUCUUUAACUCUGCUCACAAACUCUCACAGUCACGAACGGCUUAUCCCUGCACCUCUAACAAAUGCUGUCACAAGAGGAAAUACGCUCAGCAAAAGUCGCUGUGCUCUCUCUCGCUCUCUCUCUCUCUCUCUCACUCUCACACACACACACUCUCUCUGCGUGUGUCACUAACUUAGUUUCCGUACAGACAGCCUAGUGUGUGGAAGUAAGAGACCUGCAGAAAUGCUUGGUUUGUGCCUUUAAAGACCGGGUAAGUUUAUGUUUUUCCACAUCCACAGUGUGCUUGUUAGGCUUUGACUGGUUAGCUGUUGGGGAAUGGAUAGAGAUGGUUUUACUCGCAGUUAUAUUGCUUUAUACGCUGCUUUGUUGAAGUAUAUCAUAUUUAGCUGGUUGCUGUUGUCUCUUUGGUCCAGGUCUUGUUUCUGUAACUAAAGGAUCCUGAAAUAAUCCAAGCUUUUUGGUGAUUCUCCCACCAAAGAUUGUAAUCAUCUUCAAAAGCUGUCUUUGAAUGCAAAUAAGCGCACAUCUUUGUUUUUGUUUGUUUUGAUAGCCUCAUACUUGUGCAACUAAAAUGAUCUGUAGCGUCAUAUUUCUAUAUUUGGGCACCUUAAGUUUUGGUAAUAAGGAGGUUUCAGGAGUGACUCAAACUUGUGGUUUCUUUGGAGCACCUAAGCUUGUCAAAAGUUCAAGUAGGUGGACAUUAUAGGAACACUUUUUCGCGUUGUUGGGUGGAUAAGUGUUUGCCACUGGUAUGUUUUAGGAAUUAUUGUUGUUAGACUUCACACACACCACUUUGAAUCUAAGCCAUUGGCAGUACCUGUACUUGUUAAAUGUUAAUUAUAGGCAGCUCGUCUAUGAACAGAGGAACUUCCAGUUAUUGUAUUUGUGUAGCGAGCGUGCUGAUACCGAAACACAGAGAGGUUUCAUUGCUUAAAAUAUGACUGAUAGUAUCUGUCUGUGUCUUCUUUACCACAGCUGAAAGACCCACAAUGCAUGUGAGACAUGACCAACAAGGCCCCGUAGGAUAACUCGAGCAGAAUGUGCAGCAUGGAGCCGACAGGUUCGUAUGAAAACCACACUAACCCGCUCUCACACCACACUCCUGUUUCAAUAACCUUCAAUAAUCCUGUCCUUAACAUUUAAACCAAACCUCUUGACUUUACCGACAGCUGGCAGUUCCCCCGCAGUCUCAGAGGCUGAGCUCUACCGCAGCAUCCAGGCCGUGUUGCCGAGGGAAACAGGCAGACAACAGCCGCCAGACUGUUUCAACAAAGGUACAAAGUAAUCAUAGCCAUGCACUCGCAUAAAGAGGAGAUUGUUUACUUCUUCAGCACAGCUAAGUUUUAUCUGUUCUUGCUGUCGGCUUUGCGCACACAAGCAUCACCCUACUUAAUCAGUGAUUUCAUACUGUGUCAUUUUGCAAAGCGGUGACACCCAAAAAACAACUGUAUGAUCAUCGCGUAAAACAUCAUUUGACUCCACAAUAGUUCAGUGUUUUAAAAAUGCAGAAAGGACGUCAUAACACUAAUUUAAUUCUGGGUUGACUUGUUUCUGUUUUUCUGUAUCCACAACUAUUCCGCCCUGCAAGGUUUUCCAGCCUGAGCAGAUAAUUAUAAAACCUGCCUGCGUGAGUUUAUGACACAGUGGAAUAGUUAGAUGUGUCAGCAGUGUGAAGGCCGUCCGGCUCUUAGUCAUCGAAUAUGUUUUGGAUUAACAAUGUGAGAAAAAACGGUGACACAUUUAGCAGGUUUAUGUUAGUCCUUUGGAAAUAUUUCACUCCUGUGUGUGUGUGUGCAGGCAUGCUGAGAUGGACGCUUCAUAAGAAGGUUCAAAAUAAUCCUGCUAGCAGCUUGUCUUUGGUGUGGGUGCUGAUUAAAGAGCUGGAGAAGGUAGGAAAUCUUGUUAACAAAUGUUCAAAAACUGUGUCUGCAAAGAUGAUAAUUUUAAUUUUUAGGGGUCAGUCCAGUGAUUGAUCAUUUUUAACGCUCUGGUACCAUUUUACAGACUCCACUCGAACUGAAGGAGUUUUCUGACAUAUUCUGUGUUUCUCCUGCAGGCUGAUAGAUGGGAUUCUCGAACCUGCAUCAUUCCCCUGCUUCAUACACUGAUGUAUGCCAUCAUUCAGGUAUUGCCACAUUGCCUCAGAAUCACUUUUUCACACUCUAUUGAUUGUGCCCAUGAAGGGAGAGUACCAGCCAUACGGAAAAGAUCGUGAUUUUAAGUUCUUUUGACAUGCAACAGAAUUUUGGACAUGACUGGACUAGGGCUGUAAAGUGCUAGUCGACUGGUUGAUUUAUUGGUUGAUAUGUGCUGAGGAUACGCGUCAAUAUUCAGUCUAUGGCUAACUUCAUCAGGAGGAUCAUACCAAGUGCUAAUGGGGGUGUUUUCAGAACACCCCGUUUCACAGGUAACAGCCCGUCUCAGAGCACCCCCCUUGUUUUCACCAUUUUGGAUUCGCCCAACCCGCUGGAGAUUGACUGACCAGUUGUUUGUUAAAUAUUUAUUUUUAUUUUAAAGCGUUUCAACUUGCCUUUUGUUUUAAAUUGCCUUCUUGAACAAAACAGGAUUGGGGCCACAUGAAGAGAAAAAAAAUAAUUACAGGAAGGAGAUUAAAAUUUGAAAUUUCGAGAUUAAAAUUUGAAAUUUCUUGAUAAAAGUCAAAAUUUCAAGAUCCAAAAUGUUGUGAAAAAUGUCAAAAUUUUAACAUUAAAAAAAAUAAAAAUUUCGAGAUUAAAGUCAAAAUUUCGAGAUUACAUAAUGUUGUGAAAAUUUCAAAAUUUUAACAUUAAUAAAAUUUAAAUUUUGAGAUUACAGUCGAAUAUUCGAGGUUAGAGUUGACAAAGUCAAAAUUUCUACUUUUUAAAAUUUCGACUUUAAUCUCCACUUCAAUCUCUGAAAUGGAAAUGAAAAAAAUCCCCCUUGUAAUUUUUUUUUUGUCUUUUGACCCUAGUCCUCUUUCUUAUUUGUUUUGCAGAUAUCAGUUUAUUUUUUUACCCCGCCGAGCAGCCUCGUCCCCGUCUGCAAAAGCGUUAGCCGUCAGAGUCGGAAAACCCCACCACCACCACCCCGAUUAGUCGAUUUUUGGUUGAAAAUUUAAAGGUUUUAGUCGACCAAUAAUUUCUUUGGUCUAUUACAGCCCUAGCACUGGUUUUAUCUUGCAUUCUUGGCGCAGCCACAAUACAAACAUAAACCUCCAAGAUGCCACACUGACAUGAUCUUGUUCGGAUAGAAACUUAUUGUCAGCGACUAAAAGUGUCAUCAGCUAGAAUGCUGUCCUGGGAAUUUUAAAUUUGCUGCUGUUGCAUAUAACACCAAACGAAAGAGAGGAAGUGAUCCAUCCCAGAGUGUACAUCAACAAGGAAACAGGCAUUUGAAAAAGACACCCUGAGAAUCAAGAUUUUUCCUUAUUUUGGGGUUUUGUGAUCAUCGCCAUCAACAAACCUCAUAACAGAUAGUUGUGUGUGUGUGUGUGUGUGUGUGUGUGUGUGUGUGUGUGUGUGUGUGUUUGUAUUGAUCUUCCAGGCAGCCUACAUUCCAGACGAGCUGUAUAAACGAGUUUAUGAGUUUUGUCGGAGACUCCUGACCUUCCCUAAUCCCUAUGGCGCUAUAGGCCUCAGCUACGCCAGACAGAUCAGAACCGAAAGGGCCAUUCCAGGUAAUUUUCACCUCCGAGUCUGAAACUGCAAACAUAUCUUCAACAUCACCAUCAGGGCUGCUGAACCACCUGCUUGAGGAGCUUCUUAAUCAGUGACAUCUUCACAAUUUUAACAGUUUGAAACUGUUUUCCAUGUUAUUCUUUGAGACAGGGACUCAAAGCAACCCUACCAAUGAAACGAUCAGCGUUCUUAUUAGUUGUUUCUUCUUUUCUCAAACAAUACAGGAAGUUGACUGAAAGACCAAAAUGAAGUGAAGUAGAUAAUAUACAUAAACUGUGUCUGAUAAAUCGACCUUUGACAUUAGAGUUUAUCCAAUAAACAAACUGAGAACAAUGUGGAAACAUAGAAUUUUACUUAGACAUCACUCUAAGAAAAAACAGCAGAGAUCAAUAACCUGUCCAUCAAUCAGUCAUCUGUCUGUUGCAUCAUUAUAUUGUCACUGAACGCAGUUUCACCCUCAGGUCUGCUGUAUCAGAGGAUGGUCACAGCAGAGCAGGGACUUAAGAACCAGCACUAUCCCUACCAGGAGAAGUGAGUCAUAUUUUAAGCAUGUGUUACAUGACUGAAGGUACAAUUAUUGCCUCGGGUUGUUUAAGUUCAACUAAAUUUCCUCGUACUGCAGCUAAUCGUCAAACUACCUCCAUUUAUGCCUGUUUUGUAAAUCCCUGCAGGGUCUUUAUUCUUGCGGACCCAGAAGUCUUCUCUGGCUCUCUGGGUGAAGUCCUGAUGGGGGACAUUGAAGCGUCGGCUUUUGGUGAAUGUUUGAGUCCUGUGGAUCACAUGCGCAGCAUGGUUCAACACACCAUCCAGGCGGCUUUAGGAGCUGAGAAGUGUGACGGGCAGAGACUGGAUCAAGCCCUAAGGGUCGGUAGAACUUCAUCAAAUACUAUACUUACUUUUUGUUAUUUAAUUUCAGUCCUGUAAUUGUCACUUGUAGACUAUUGAGACGUUUGUUUCUUUGAUUGCAGCUCUAUUCUCUGAUAAACUUUUCUUUACUCUGACAAAUGGUCGGUUCAAGUGAAUCUGAUUUGUUUCUGGACAUUUUCUUUCUCUCCUCAAAUUUGUUUUAUUGGUUUAUUUCACAGGGACAGUUCCCCAUUAAUCAACAGAGGUAAAAGAAAAACUGUAAGUGAGCCAGAAUUAGACAGUGAAGCUAGUUUUCGUCUGUUGUCCCUGGUCGGAUGUUAAAGGCAACCUAAAAACCUAAAGGGGGCAACAAUUUAGUACUUUAAAAACACAACUUUACAUCACAAUCUAUCUAAUAAAAGCUCAUUAACAAGUAAAACAGGCAAGAAGUCUGACAUAUGGCAUAAGAAAAGCUCAUGGAUAACACAAGCAUGCAGACAUAACAUGUAGAAGAGUGAGAGAGGAAAAUACAGCUAGAAACACGCAAGCACACAGAGCUAAGACAUUAGCAAAAACUAUAUCAGACAUUACGAGGCAGGACAUAAAAUGGCAAGUAUAAGGCAAAAAAAUAAACAAGCAAACAAACAGAAAAAAAAUGCAGCAUAGAAUUCACUUUAUUAUUUUUUGAACUUAAGCAUCUUUACCAAAAUUGCUGGGCGAAAAGUAGACUUAGUCCUCUCUUUCACCGAAACCUCAAUGCGAUUCAUUCACCUGCUUGUAUUUCCUCAAUUUCUAAGUUGUUUUUCAUCCUUGUUCAGCUGCUCUGAAAAGGAAAAACAGUGUAUUUAAUAUAAAAUAUAACCGUGGAAGCAUGUUUGACAAGCUUGAUUCAGUUCAACGAUCAGCGUGACCUCGGGCUGCAGGCUCUACUCAAAAUAAGAUAUGCUGCUGACUUAACUCUUUAACCUCAUCCUCGCUCAUGCUGACUUCUAGGAUUCUGAUGAGGAAAAGGUGAAUAUUUCUAAAAGGUAGAUUGACAAUAAACUGUGUAACAUACCUUUAAAUCAUGGCAGAGGAGUUGCUAAAACAUACGACUGGAAAUUCAUUUCCCAACUAUAGUGGAGUCAGCCAGUCGCCUUAAAUAGCUAAAAAUAACUUUGUCAACGUUGUUUUUCCAUGUAAAUGCACAAUCACAAAUGCUGACUUUAACUUCUCUGAAAAGGGGUAAAUAACCUCCACAGAGAAAAGUGUUUCUUGUUGAGCAAGUAUGGACAUUUGAACUAAAAGAACGAGUCAUGUUGUUUUUGAUGACGGCGGCAAAGUUUUCUGCUUUUCCUGCUUUGUCUAAAAUAGCUUCAGAGUAGUCCCUGCUGUAUCAGUACAUGUCAUGUGAAACAUCCUGAAUAAAGCUCUGUCAUCUUUGAGCAGGGCGGUGGAAGUGUCUCCUGGCGAUGAGCCUAAAGUAACACCUCAGCAGGACACACACGUAGGCAGACACACGCGUGUGAUACCGACCCCUCACCUCUUUGCUAUUAAUACAGAAUCUGUGUGUUUAAUUAACUUCCUGUGCUCGUGUGUGAUGUUCACCUACGUGUUUUUGUACGUGCCUCUGUUUCUCGGACAGGACAUGGGCCAAGACGUUGAGACGUACUUUCAGGAAGUGUCGGCGACUGUCGAGCGGAGCGCCGAGGAUGGCGGCAGAAAGGAGGGGGGUGCGCUGAAGAGCCGUCUCCUGCAGCUGUACAAAGAGAUCAUCUCUGAAGCAGACUCAGGUAGGAGCUCUCUGACAAGGAAGAGCAGCAGAGCUUUCUCUGCGACACAACAGCUCUAUCUCGGUCUCCAUCGAAUGAGCGUUUAGGUUACCUCAGUGAGGCAACAUACACAUACACAUAACCAGAAAAACCACAUUCUCAUCUAUUUAUGUAACAAGCUGGAGACCGAGUUUGACAAACACAAGCGAAUAACAGAUACUGGACUCCAUCUUGUACAAAAAUAGUGUCAUAGAUAGAUUUUUCAAGUAUUGCAAAUAUUCGCCCAUUAGAUCGGUAAAAACGGGACACAAGUUUAUUCUUUUGUGCCUCCAGCUGUAAGACAACCACCUUCAGGUUUGUCAGUCAAGUGUCGGCUGAGAGCAAACUAGCACAGUUGCUGGGGAAAUGUGGUUGAUGAAGAUCUUGUGGUGCAGAACUUCAGCUGCCUGGAAACAUAAAACAACUGAUGGUAGCCCAGCUGUUGCGCACAUAUUUACUGUCUUGAACUUGAUAGAGUUAAAGGAGUUGAGUUGAGUUUAGUUUAGCUUGUCAGAGACCAUGCACUGCAUACGUUAAUGUCAUUUCGUAAGAGGGGAUGUAUUGCACAAGAUCUGGCCGUUUAGCUUAUCAUCAAUAGGCCAUCCCCAUAAGCAAUGCAGGGCAGCAUAAACAAAGUAAGCAGCAUGAGCUAUCUGAAAGCGAUUUUAAAAUAUCACUUUAAGUCACUUUGGUGCUGUUCAGUGUUUUGUUUGUGUGUGUACAGUCUGCGACGGACAGUUUCUUCCAUGCAAAGAUCUGCAGAGUCAGUUGUUUGUAUUUUUACAAUCAUCCGGAUAUCUAUUUCCAUGACUUCCACACAAUUAUCAUGUCAGCGACCCACCCGAUGAACCUGCUCUUCCCUCCUCCCAGCUGGGAGCCUGAGGGAUAGACAGCAGUGCUCACAGAGAGGAAGUUGUAUAGGCUGUUUUGUUUUGAGUGUCAUUGUGACAGUUUUGGGCUCUUCCUCUCUGUCUUCCUCCUGUGUGUGCGUAUGUAUGUGUAUGUAUGUAUGUGUGUGUGUUGUAGAGCCAUUGUCUGUCGGUGGACCACCAUGUGACUGCCCUCUUCCUAACCCCGAGAUGAGCUUCUUCCUGUGGACAGAGGAUUUGGAUAUAUGUGAGUUUCUCCAAACUCUGUGGGGGAUCUAGUGGAAGUUGUUGCAACCUGUCAGCUGCUUUGGAAGUGGAAAUAUGUAUUUUCGGCCUAAAAAAUGAGCUAAAUAAUGUGAAAAAACCUCUAACACCUUCAAAAUGUCACCAAAAACACAAUGGUUUUUCAACUUUUGUUCACAGGCAAAGGUUUUUCAAGCCUUCUGCAUCUGACAAUUAGCCUAAAUUUAACUAAGUUGAGCUCUUAAGCUUUUGAAAGCCAUUUUGACAAUGAGUUUGGUUAAAUUAUUAUACAUUUAUAGGUUUUUAUAUGUGCAAAAAGACUCACUCCCUGUGUAAGGGUGUCCAAACUGUAGAGAACUGGUUGAAACCAAACAGAUCAGAUUCAAAAACAUGUGAAUAUCCACCAUAGGGCUGUCAUGUUCUUGUUAUAGAAAGUCAUAUGUGGAUGCGCAGUUCACUGAAGCUGUAAUAUCAAUGAAAGCGAUGGCUUCAUGUGAUCUUUGGGUGAAAUUAUAUAUACUAUCUCUCACUACAUUUCAUCUUCAAAGAGAUCUCUGUAUUCAACUCACAAACCGUUUACUGGAAAUAAAGGAGGGCAUUUACAGUCCAUGAAAGGCUCAGGGGUAACAGGAAGUUGCUGACUGACUAAAUGUGUGUACUCUUGGCCGGAAGCACAGUGAAGUUUCUGGUAAUCUUUAAAUGCAUAAAAGUGUAAUUAUGAUAUACAAAUAUUGAUAUACUUGAAUUUAACGCCUUAAAAUAACUAAAAUUCUCUUAAAAUUUCAUAAAAUGUCUGAAAUGAAAGAUCUUGAAAGGUCUAAAAAAUGUAUAAACUCUACUUACAAAUAAUGUUCCAUAGGAAUAAAGCUUGAUUUGAUUUUCAAGACAGAUUUUUACCUUUAUAGUUUUUGUACAUUUUUUGUCAGUAUGGAUGUUAAAUGGGUCUUAAAUUGUAUUCAUGACUGUCUUUUAAAAAGUGUCUUAAACUUGACUUGCAGAGACCCUGUUAUAGAAAUAUUAUCCAGUAGUAGGGCUGAGCGAUACGGCCUCACAUCAAUAUCACAAUAUAUUGAGCAGUUCACCUCAAUAAUGAGAAAUGGACAAUAACUACUCCACAUGCUGCUCACCCCCUACCACAUUAACUUCGUCUACUUCAGCCGCUACAACUUUUGAACCGUCCUCCAUCUCCUCACCUGUCUUUCCAUCUUUUUUAAGGACUGGAUGGGGGGGAGUCACGUCUCUGUUGUAGCAGAGCGUCUUAAAGGAACAUGAGACCAUAACCUACCUAAACUCAUCCAAAACCAACUUUUAUUUAUGUUCUUGACACAGAAUAUACCGAUAUGGGCAAAGUGACAUCAGUUAUUAUUGUAAAUUUCAGUAUUGGUAAAUUUUCGGUUUAUCGCCCAGCCCUAUCCAGCAGUGCUGCUGGAUAACCUAACGAGAGCAAAACGCAACAUUAUCCCUUUCAUUCACACUCCUUUAUACCAUGCAAAUAAUGCUUGUAGAUUUAUUAGACAUUUUUGCACAAUAGUUUUGUAAAAUAAAGAAGUAGUAGUUUUGUUUAAAAGAGUAAAUAUUACACCAAGAACCCCCCCGACUGUGUAUAAUUAAAAGGAUGAGUGGGUGUUUACACCCUGAGGCUCCCAUAACAAAACCAGCAGGAAACUCCCGCUCAUGCUGUGUUGAUAAUCAGGCAAAUGAUUUUAAAAUUGUUGAGAGACUUAAAUGUUAGUCUGUGAUUAGGUUUGUGCUGUUUCCUCCAUGAAAAUGUUGAACAUAAAGUGAUUGAUAUUAAAAAUGUUCAACAGGGCGAGUGCUGGCAAAGUGGUUUCGAUCCAGCUCUACAUCAGAGCAGUUCGCCCUCAGUCAGGAAUCCGAGGACUUUGUGCUUGGAGAGUCGCCAAGUGAACUGACACCGUCUGACAUGACUCGCUUCUCUGUCAUGUCCAACGAUAGCGGUAUUGAAAGAGAUCUGCCCCCCAGUGCUGAUCCCUCAUCAUCGUCUUUUCUGGACCCCACCAGCAUUAAUGCACCAUGGGAACAAUGCAAAAGGUAAAUGUAGUGAUUGUUUUUUUUUGCACCCAUCAAAGGCUUGCUGCUAAUUUCUUUAAACCUUAUAUCCAAGAAAGUCUUCAAAAUGUCAAUCUUCAAGUGACUUUGACUUAAGAUUUGACUUCUUUUCCUCUUAAGUGAGCAAGAUUCAUCGAGGCUGUCACGACGUCGAGCUUUCAAGAUGAAGCCAUCCGUGAAGGACAACAUGCUGCUGAUGCAGGACACUCUGGAGGACCAGGCAAACCUGGGAGGAGGAAGUGGAUGUAGAGGAGUACAGGGAGAGGCAACUCUGCAGAGGAGGGCAGGAAGCACUGUGGUGCAGAGCCCCUUUAACAAGCAGCAGAGACAAUUUACUGCCAGGAUCGUCGCCAUGGGAGACGACAGGGUACUUGGACGCCUGGCUAAGGCAUACUACUUCUUCAGGUGAGUGUUGUAUCAUUUUUCUGAAUUCAAACUCAAGAAGUGUCAGCUUCUGUGAGAGCGGGUGGAGAUUUUUGUGUGAAUUAUCUAGUAUAAGACAUUGAGUUGUUAAUUUUUUAGACCUUUGAUGACUUCACUUGAACGGUUAAAUCCCUACUUUCUCAGGUGUGGGAAGCGAAACAGUACUACUUCUUUUUUUUGCAAAUGUCAAAAAUGAUAUGAUAAAAUGGAAACCUUUUUUAACAGUGAUUUUGUUAAAAGGAGCGAUCCCACAUAUUUCACUUCUCACAGAUCUUCGGUUUGUCUUUGCAGGAAAAGGGAAGCGCGGAGACUUUUUCUUACAAUGAAAAUCCACCUCCAGUUUUACUACAUCCCUGUUUGCAGGCCCACUACUUCAAUCUCCCCCAUCAAUGUAAGCCAACUUCCUCUUGUCCACACACCACUAGCUCGUGACUGCGUGAAGGUCACCACACCUAUGAGGAAACAAUCCGAAUACAUCGAGUUUUGUUUUCGUCACAGUGGGUCAUAAGAAGUCACUAAUAAUAGCUGCAAAUAGUAUCAAGAAUUGUCAAACUGUCUAACUCGCUCACUCUCCUCCAGCAGCCGCUUGUUUGUGGGGGAGCCCUGACGAGUCGAUCACAGAGUGCAGCAAAAAAUUUAUGAUUAUUACUUCGUGGAAAUGUAAUCAAACAGAGACGCUAAGGCAGAGGAACUACGGCGUUGCAUUUCCAUCAAGUCAUGAUCAUAAAUGUUCUUCCUUGAGCUGCGAAACUCCGCUGCACCCGGUGAUCAACUCACCAGGGCUCCCCCACAACCAAGCGGCUGCUGGAAGAGAGUAGGUGGGUUGUGUUUAGUCUCUUUGCUAAAGAAAUCAGGCAAAGCUGAAUGAUGUUUAGUGGCUAGUGCUGUGGCUGGGACCCUAUAUGUACUGUUGAUGAAGUUGGGUGCCGUUCUCAAUAUUUGUGGCUAUAGAGUGGCGUUUUGGUUGAGGUUUGUGCAUGAAGGCGUAAACCACUGUGUAUUGCUAUCGUGUGGUUGUUACUAAAGUUGGUAUAACUAGAGAAGCAAGCAGUCAGCAACAUCCAUCUGUCAAAGAGGUGUCUAACUUGGUGUUAGGGUGUGUUAUCCCUUUUAAUGAAAGACAGAAACUGAUAAUAAAGCAGUCAACCAGGAGUGAUCCAGCCAGAGUAAAUGUGUGGAAAAUUGUGCCCUUGUGCGGCCUCAGAGUGAUGUUACCCGUGAUAUUGACAGAGUUUUGGUAUAAAUAUAUUGGCUUUAGGUCAUCCAGUGGUGCAGUUGUCAUGAUCACUGAAUAUUUUAAACUUGCCACUCAGUAUAAAAACUGAAAGUUAGCUAAUAUCAUCUCGCAGUGGAUCAACAUGUAGCUGUCCGAGUUAGUAUUUGUGAAUUUGAUGUAAUUUGCAGUUCAUUUUAUGAAUUUAUUUUUAGGUUUCUGUGAAUUUGACAGUUUUUUUUUGGUCUUGUUUGUGCAGGUUUAGUGGAUGCAAAAACUGCACCGUGCUUUUAUGAAUUAGUAUUUCUUUGACGAAAUGAUUUCACUCUAAAUGUGUCAACUAACAAGGAACCCUGACUAUCAAGACCAGGAAUAGAAGUACAGAUUUAAAGGGUGUGAGACUUGAGCUAAACUAGUUCUUCAUUGAGGAUAUUUGUGGUGCUGUUGAACAUUUUCUUCAUGAGCUAAGAUCUUACUUGUGGUCAAAAACCCUCUUGACAUUUGAUUACGAAUCUGCGUCCAUAGUAGUUUGUACUGAGGCAUUUGACUUCCUGUUCUCUAAAAGAUUUUUGAUUCUACGUUCAUGUUCAUUUUUUUCUAGGAAAACCUCAACAGAUCCAAGGAAAAUCUCUGCGCCCUCGGCUCUUAUUUGAGCACGGUGGACCCGUGGUACAACUCGAACAUCAAGGGUUUAGGCUGCAUGAUCCCUAAACUGGCGGAGAUGGUACAGUACAACACAAAAUCCAAUCAUGACGACAAAAAGACUGCAGACACAGAUUAACUAGAUUUCAGCUCAGGGCUUGAUCUUCUCACUUUCUCUGUCGAGCUCAUCUUUGUCUGAAUGAUUUAAGACUCUAUGAAAAUGCCAUCACAUGACCUCAUCCUCUUUAGUCAAUGUGGCUACUGUUCUGUGCAAGAGUCGAAAGACAGGAAGUUACAUAACAUCUUCAACUGUGAGGAAAAUAAACAAGUUAAAUUCAUGAAACCACAGCAACAGCGAGCUGAAGAGACAGACGGCUUCACACUGAACUGACUCCGCGAGCCUUUGACACAGGAAACACGCUCGAUGCAAAGUGACAUACCGGAACUGAAAGUUGUUACGAGGAAAAUGUCAAAAUUUGUUUUAUGUGAGUUAGAAAUACAGCUGUUACCUGAAGAGUCACUGAAGAGACUUAUUUAUGUUUCUUGAAAUGAGACGCAUAACCAUGCACAGCUGCAGAUAACUUGUCACACAGCCAGCGCAACCACUGAGUGACAGAAAUAAGCCUGUGGUUACAGCCUCAUUCAGAUAGCAGUGGCUUCACACGGCUGUUUUUUGUCUCUAGCACAAAGCGAACCCAGGGGGGCCAAAAGACCCCUUCGUGUCUGAUGUUAUCUCCUACUAUGUUCGCACCGGCCAGCAGCCUGUCUACUUCACCGUCUACUUUGUCAAGGUAGGGAAACACACUUCAUGUCUGUCUGAAAUUUAAAAGCAACACCAAGGCGUUUUUUUUUAAUUGUUCUUUCUCUGUUAGAUCGUGUUCAACAGCGCCACCAAGGAUCCGGUUGAAGAAGUGUUUCUUACACAUCUUGAAGUUGAGUUCCCUGAGUUCAGACAGAUCUCGGCGGCGAUGAAGGGUGAGUUCAGGACACAAAUUCUUUCAAGUGCCUCCUGUGGUGUUUCUAUCUAUAUGUGCAAAGCUCUGAAUGUGUGAAACCAGGGUUGAUGAUGUGUGUGUGUCUCUUUAGAGAAGCAAAGGAAGAGUAUUGGGGACAUCUGCGGUGCUGUCGUGUCAAUAAAUUACAGAAAGGUAUGUAUUUUUGAGGUUAAUAACUUCCUCAUUCAGUUACAGGUAGAAACGCUUUAUCACUCAUAGAUUUCCCUGUCAGAUUCACAAACUAACACGCUGCGUUCUUAUCUGUCUGUGUGUUUUCAGAUAGUGCUAAGUGGCCGAGAUGUCGACAAAGGAGUCUCAGUGAGGACGUCAGGCGCUCAGAUCAGCGCCAUUCCCCACAACGAAGCUGAAGGUUCGAUGUUAUCUCUCACACUCUCAGGGCUUGAUUGUAACCCGACACAAACACUUGUGGCAUGCAGCUUAAGUUAGUUAGUCACUGCAUAAAUAGGGAGUGAACUUGUGCCAACAUUAGUGUCUAUGGGUGUGUUGGUUUUUAGACUCAGGUGUCAUGCACAAAGGUAGGUCAGUGCUUUCUUGAGAAAACAGGGAGUACCUGUGCUUUUGACCAGAAACCUGUUUCAAAGUCUGGAGCCUGUACUGCUGCAUUUUUCUGCUAUUAGUAAGAUAAAAAGAAGGCUGUAUGAGUUUAAAAUGCAGGUCAUUUUUUUCAUGAUACAAGAAAACUAGGUAUUCAAGAGACAUCUGUGUUUUUUUCUUGUCUCCAUUCAUUAUAAAGUAGGGUGGUAGUCUCAGGAUCCUAAACUAAGAUUACCUCCUCACUGACCAGCUCGUACUGCAGACCAACACUGUCACCGAGCUCUCUGUCGUGUGCACGUUUAGAAAUACGCAGAAACAUACACACACAAACGCACUCACACACUACUGAAGGAUAUAUUUAUGCUUGCAGUGAAGACGUCAACCAUUUAAUCCAGCAGCAGAAACAAGUUAAAUAAAGAUUUAAAACUUCCCUUUCACUGAUGGGAACUACACCGGACAUAAUCUGACUUUUAAUAAUGACCGAUACUUAAAGGUGGGGUAGGCAGGAUCUGAGGAAGCGCCAGUUUUGGGGAGAAAUCUUGAAUGUAAACACUUCCCCUUCCAAACAGUUAUUUGCCUGUUAUUCCGCCAGAGUCUCCGGUAUUUAGUUCAUUUUCUUGCUUGUGUUGGCAGUCAUGGCCAAAGGAGGAUUCAGACAAUUUUCCGUACUUUCUGGUUGUUUCUACUGUCUCAUAUUGUAGCACGCUAACUUUGUUUGGGCUCCUGAAUGACACGAGGUAGCAGCGUCUGCCUCACAACCAAUCAGGGGGAGGCGGGAUAUGGCUUCGUUUACAGUCAGAAAGAGCGGAGCGCUCUGAAAUUUUUAAAAUGUUGACUACACAGACAAAACAAAACACAGCGAUAUCAUUAUAUUACCAAAUGUCAUCAAUAACAGCUUUUUGUAUAUACACCACAUAAAAAGAUGCUUCUUUAACAGAUUCCUGCCUACCCCACCUUUUAAGUUGUGAGUUAUUCAUGAAGUUAAUUCUGCUGUGUGUAAAUGUACACGUGUCAGUUUGGAAAGACACUUUGAUUUCUGCUGUUUAGAAUAGAUCAAUGUGUGCAUUAACUCAUACAGUAAUCUGUGGGUCCCAGUAGAAGGAGACGAGGUAAAAUUGCCAACUUGAGCCUGGUGGUUUAAAACUAACGUGCACCUGUCUCUAAGAGGGAUUGACAGCGGACACGAUGAUUGGUUUAAAUCAUGUUUGACUCAAAACACACAUCUAAAUGAUCCAGAAACUUUAACCAUCCUCCUUGCGCCCUGAGUCUCCCGUAGAUUUUGCAGAAAAAGCUGCCAUAUUUUAGCUUGUGCCACAUACAUUAGACCGGAAGUCCCUCAGUUUUUGUCAUCCAUUCUAUUUUGUUUUGAUGUUCUUUGUUGUAUGAUUUUACCAACUCUAAUACCUACUUUAAUUUUCCCUCUUUGUCUCAGAUCUGAACUGUUUGACACUGACACUCAAUGAUUCUUCAGCAAAAUCUAAAAACAAUGUUGUGGUGAGUCUGAACAUUAUAACCUCACUCUGAACACUCAGAUAUCGAGGGAAUAUAUCAGGAUACUGAUAUCAGGAUAUUUUCAUUUUUUCCUUCUUUCUCCGCUCAUUUUUUUAUUUUUUGAAAUUCAGCAAAGUUUCCGGACCAACAACAUUAGGCUUCGCUCUUUGGAGAGUCGAUCCUUCACUGUCACACUGGACAGGGAUCAUCGCAGGACAUACAAAGACGUGCAGAGGUAAGAAAGUGCAGCCUCAGUCGUACCUUAGAUGUAUCUCUAGAGUGAAGAAAUUUGUCAUUAGUGAGGAGAAUAUCCUUCUGAUACAAAAGUCACAGCAGAGAGGAGUCUUAAACUGGAACCCUGCUGUUACAAAGUCUUUGAAUUUCCCUUUUUUGAUGAUGACUUAUUGGUAUUUUUGUAAAUUACAUUCACAGAACAUGUCACAAACUCUUUUUUUAACUCUGUGCAACCCAAGCUGAACACUUUUUUUCACAUGUCUGUGUAGUCUUGAGAUCUCCCCGUGUCUUGAUCCCGGAUACUGCGUCCAGAAAACCAUGAGGUCCAAAUUAAACUUGGGUGAAGACUCAGAGUGUGGACUGAGCAAGUACAUGAACAGAGGACUUCCUCUACCAAUCAACACAUUCGCCGGCAUCAUCACCUGACAUGGAGUAACCUGACAGCGAGGACCAUAUAGUAUGUGUUCGAGUGUGGAAAUGAUUCUUGCUUCCAUGACAACAGACAAUUAAAGGAAUUACCUCAGAGUCACGCUGAAAAUGUGACUCUCUACCAAAAUGUUUCAUCUCUAUCAGUCAAGAUGGUGAAAAAGAAAAAAGACAUCCAAACAGUAUCAGAGAGACUCAGUGCAUCAGCAGAAGAACGUUCCUCUUAAAGCGACAAGAACAAAAUGAUACCACCCAGGAGGGGGAAUUGAACUAUCGGGCGUACUUGAAGAAAGUAAAGUGGAAUAUGCAGACUGUGAUAUGCCAAAAUUCCCUGGAGACACUGGAAGACUCACUGGAUGAAGAAAUGAGCAAAGAUGUUAACAGCGAGGAUUCAGACGUAGGAGGAUCACUAAUCAUCUGACUUUAUCCUUCAAAGUCUGGGGUCUGAAAAUUUGAUGUGAAGUGAAUUCCCAUCAUCGACACACUACCUUUUCACUGCCUUCCUGACACGCAUACAGCAAACACGGAUCAACACAAGUCAAUUCAUCAGACCAAUUAGCCGUCAUGGAUCAAAAAACAUUGGUGACUGUUGACAGAUUACUAGUGCCUUUCUAAAAUCGUUCAUUGAGCUUGUUACACCUGUGUCUGUUUGAUAAUGCAGGCUAUUGUGAAGACGCCAAAAAAUGUUUAUGAUUAUUGGCUUAUUUAGGUAUCAAAUUAUCCUGGAACAACAAUGUCUGACAUGCAAAAGCAAGAGCCGAAUAACUGUGAGGAAUGUUAACAGUGCAGAGGUAAACUUUUUGUUUUACUUUUAGUGUGGGUCACACUCAGACCCGAGUUACAAAAAAGACUUUGGUCUGCUGCUACUAAGAAGUUGUCAACUUGGAGACACUCAAAAGUGAAACUCACACAUUUGCCAGUAAAUGUCCGAGCUGUACCAGUACAAAGGUAUGACAACCCCCUGUUACGCACUGUGUUUAAAAACAGGAACAAUACUAAACUGCAUCUGUUUGCACUAAAAUAACAAGUCUUUCAUUAUUUCCCUUUUGGUGAGUGAAGCAAAAUCAGAGUACAUGUUAUUACAUCUGAAAUGAUGCCAUUGCUUUACAACACUUAAUGUUAUAUCUUUUCUUGAGCUCAAUUUACAAUAGAGCAGACUUACCAGUUUAAAAAGCAGAUGUCUGAUCUUCGGCAGUAUUGGGUGCUUGGAAUAAAUUCAGACAGGAGUGUGUUUGUAUGUGUGUGUAUGUCUGCUUGUCUGGCAGAGCAAAAUCAUGAGAAAACCCAUGAUGAAUUUUGCACAGUAUUUUCAUGAAUUUAAAGAUGGAAUUACGAUAUAAAUGUUGAGGUGUAAAUAAAUUAUUUUGUUUUUUGUUUUUUA
This is a messenger RNA of Xyrichtys novacula (pearly razorfish), 27324 nucleotides long. The record is from the annotation of a GenBank genome assembly. Lineage: Eukaryota; Metazoa; Chordata; Actinopteri; Labriformes; Labridae.